ACUGGAUUUGUAUUUGUUAUUGGGCUGGAUGUGUGAUAAUCGUUUCCAAAGAAUUAGCGAAGUAUUCAUUAAAAUCGUUUCAUUUAGAUAUUUUGUGAGCAACCAGCAAUCGAGCGAUACGAGAGUGACACUAUUGGGUUGUUGAUGCGUGGCCAAUUACUCACCGAGAUAGAUAACAAGAGGAAUUUCGUGUCUUUGGCUGGUGGCCUUUAACCAGCGCAAUGAAUUUCGAUCAAUCCACACCAUCCCAAAACAGAAGUGUUAGCACUAAAUCAGUAAGCCAAACCUCUUCAACAGCUACAACCCCUAGUUCGAGUAAUAGUUUGAUAGAACCCUCGGAAGAUUCCACCCUAAACAAUGUCUCAAACCUAUUCUACGGAGGAGAGCGUGUUGUACCUGGAGCCGAAACGCGAGAAUUUAGCUUUCGAGAAUUAUGGGCGUUUACUGGACCCGGGUUUUUGAUGUCGAUUGCUUAUCUGGACCCAGGGAACAUUGAAUCGGAUUUGCAGAGCGGAAUAGUUGCCAAGUACAGCUUGCUAUGGGUGCUUCUAGGAGCUACACUGCUAGGACUAGCAAUGCAACGUUUGGCGGUGAAAAUUGGAGUUGUUACCGGAUUAGAUCUAGCGGAGAUGUGCCAUAAACAGUACAAAACUGUGCCCCGAAUAAUACUAUGGCUAAUGGUGGAAGUUGCCAUUAUUGGGUCCGACAUGCAGGAAGUGAUUGGAACAGCAAUUGCUAUCUAUCUUUUGUCGUACAAACGUAUACCUUUGUACAUAGGCGUGCUGAUUACUGUGCUAGACACGAUGUCCUUUCUGUUCUUGGACAAGUAUAAAUUGAGACGGCUGGAACUGUUUUUCGGGUUUCUCAUAACCACGAUGGCUGUAUCGUUCGGCUAUCAGUACAUCAUUAGCGAUACACCGCAAAUGGAAGUAAUUAAGGGCAUGUUCAUUCCCUGGUCAUCCGACUAUCGGCCCGGUACACUGUUGCAAGCUGUUGGGAUUAUUGGUGCUGUCAUAAUGCCACACAAUUUGUACCUGCAUUCAGCGCUUGUCAAGUCGCGCGAAAUCAACCGAAACGAAGUACGCGAGGUGAAGAAAGCCAACCGUUAUUACUUUAUCGAGGCUACGAUAGCGCUUGCUGUCUCGUUUUUCAUAAACGUGUUUGUAGUUUCUGUCUUUGCCCACGAUUUAUAUGGGAAAACUAAUCAGGAUGUGAUUGAUAGAUGUAGUAAUUCCUCUUUUUCGGAUGACAUUCUACAUGCAUUUGACGCGAACAAUGCUACAGCAGAUAUUAAUAUCUACAAGGCGGGUUUGGUGCUAGGAUGCUUUUAUGGUGGUGUGUCAAUGUACGUUUGGGCGAUCGGAAUACUAGCGGCCGGUCAAAGCUCCACGAUGACCGGCACGUAUGCAGGACAAUUUGCUAUGGAGGGUUUCCUUAACUUACAAUGGGCGCGAUGGAAACGGGUACUCUUCACCAGAACCGUCGCCAUAAUGCCGGCCUUUUAUGUGGCUUUCUUCAGCAGACUAGAGGAUCUUACCAAGAUGAACGACAUUUUGAAUGCUGUUAUGGCGUUGCAACUUCCGUUCGCAGCGAUACCUACUGUCGCUUUUUCUUCAAGCGUGGCACUAAUGAAGAAGGAGUUUGUGAACGGCACCAUAGAGAAAGCAAUCUCCAUCGCUCUCAGCUUCACUGUCAUUGGCAUCAAUCUGUAUUUUAUUAUUGCCAACCUGCAGCAAGUAACGCUGACCGCUGUAAUGAUCUUUGGCGUCGUCCUCUUCGGUACGUUCUAUAUCGUUUUUAAUAUUUACCUUAUUUUACAUAUGAUGGUACAUUUAGGUAACAAAACGCUAGCGACCAACUCGUUCGUGAAACGUUACAUCUUUGAUGAUGUUAAUUUGUUUUCAAACAUGGCCACGAUGGAUAAUGGCUUAUGAUCUUAAGGGCAUAGCAGUGAAGUCAGCCGUUAGCACAUCUUGCGUUGUUUAAUUAGAUGAAAUCCAUGUAAUGUGUGUCGUGCCUUAGAAGAGAAGUGAUUUUUUACACUUCUUGUAUUUCCGUUAGGUUUUAUGUUAAUCCAGUAGCUUUGUUUAUAAUAAAAGGAAACAAUGGAUUAUAACGGAUAAUAAGGGCUAUAUGUAUAAUAAGGGCUGUGCAAUAAACAAAUCAGUUACUGAUAAUCAUAUGUAAAUGUGUCACA
Messenger RNA from Anopheles stephensi (Asian malaria mosquito), 2197 nucleotides. It is a transcript of the gene Mvl, whose product is annotated as protein Malvolio. Gene Ontology annotation, molecular function: manganese ion transmembrane transporter activity; iron ion transmembrane transporter activity; cadmium ion transmembrane transporter activity. The transcript is spliced from 13 exons. The coding region runs from base 222 to 1934 and encodes 570 amino acids. The record is from RefSeq and is a predicted model, not a curated record. NCBI's taxonomy places the organism in Eukaryota, Metazoa, Arthropoda, Insecta, Diptera, Culicidae. Gene Ontology annotation, cellular component: apical plasma membrane. Gene Ontology annotation, biological process: manganese ion homeostasis; metal ion transport; response to manganese ion.